UUUUCAAGAUCUGUCAAAAAAAAAAUUCUGUUUUCCGAAAAUUACGCUAAAAUUUAUAAAAGGUUAUUUUUUUAAUUUUCCGGGAUGUCUCGUUUUAUUAUUGUCCGAGUUUCUAAUUUCUUAAAUAAAUUAGAAUAUGCAUUUGCCCAAAUAUUUCGUGGUCCUUUUCCACAACCAGAAUGUCUUGCGGUUUUGGGAACAAGCGUAGGUUCACACAAUGGAACAGCACCAAAAAGUUCCAUGUAUGGUCUUAAGGAUCUAAUAGGAGAUGGUAUCCUUUGGGCUGUUCCCAAACAUCGAAGAUCUGUCGAACGAAGAUUAAGUCGUAAGUUUGGUUAUCCCGAGUAUACAUGGAAGCCUUUGAAAUUGAAAACCCAUUUGCGUUCCUGUAAUAAUUGUGGACAUGACCAUGAGAUUGGAGUUUUGUGUCCAAACUGUUAUGCAAAAGUUCGCACCGAAACUCAACUCAUGCAAGAUAAAAUCCAAGAAAAAUUAGGAUUGAACCCAAUUGAGCAAGAAGUUGUUGUGCUCUAUGAAGGCGAGAAACACGAACAACCUUCCGAGUUUCUAGAUGGUAAGCGCAUUGUUGAAAUGGAAAAACCCCGUCCUAAUUGGUUCAGUAAAAAUUUAAUACAAAAAACAACCCAAAAAGAAGCUACAACCAAAGAAGCCAAACCUUCUGAUUUAGGAUAAGAAGCUCGAAUGUUUUAUUGUUAAAUAAAAUAUUUAAAGAAAAAUGUUAUUACUUUUGUCAAUUUUUUCUGAACAAAACCAAUAAAAACAAAUUAGAAAUUAA
This is a messenger RNA of Episyrphus balteatus (marmalade hoverfly), 796 nucleotides long. It is a transcript of the gene mRpL32, whose product is annotated as 39S ribosomal protein L32, mitochondrial. Gene Ontology annotation, cellular component: mitochondrial large ribosomal subunit. Gene Ontology annotation, biological process: translation. NCBI's taxonomy places the organism in Eukaryota, Metazoa, Arthropoda, Insecta, Diptera, Syrphidae. The record is from RefSeq and is a predicted model, not a curated record. Gene Ontology annotation, molecular function: structural constituent of ribosome. The coding region runs from base 85 to 693 and encodes 202 amino acids. The transcript has 4 exons.